AUGUCCCGUAGCCGUGAAUACUUAAGCCACCAGACCCGUGAAUGCUUAAGCCACCCAGACCCGUGAAUGCACAACUAGAAACCAAAGGAAUGAAUGCCAAAUCCAUGGGCCAUAUUAGCCACAAUGCCAUGUCACAACUCCCAAACAGCCUUACCAACCACGACACUAGACUGCCAACCACGGCACUAGACUGCCAACCACAACACUAGACCGUCUUGGCCGGGGCCCCCAGCUCCCUCGCCAUCUCGCCCUUCUCCGCCAUCUCGUCCAGCACGCGCUCGGCAAUCUUCAUAGCGUCCACGCCAGCCGG
This is a messenger RNA of Lasiosphaeria miniovina, 310 nucleotides long. RefSeq lists its product as uncharacterized. The coding region runs from base 42 to 209 and encodes 55 amino acids. The transcript is spliced from 3 exons. Lineage: Eukaryota; Fungi; Ascomycota; Sordariomycetes; Sordariales; Lasiosphaeriaceae. The record is from RefSeq and is a predicted model, not a curated record.